Helianthus annuus (common sunflower) is the source of this 1591-nucleotide messenger RNA. RefSeq names its product cytochrome P450 716A1. Gene Ontology annotation, biological process: sterol metabolic process. Gene Ontology annotation, molecular function: oxidoreductase activity, acting on paired donors, with incorporation or reduction of molecular oxygen; monooxygenase activity; iron ion binding. The transcript has 4 exons. NCBI's taxonomy places the organism in Eukaryota, Viridiplantae, Streptophyta, Magnoliopsida, Asterales, Asteraceae. Bases 7 to 1470 code for a protein of 487 amino acids. The record is from RefSeq and is a predicted model, not a curated record.
CUAACCAUGGGAUUAAUGAUUUUUACUUUAUUGUUAGUGUUGAUUUUGAUUCCCCUUUUCAUCUUUUUCCAACAUAAGAAGUACAACGAUCAACUACCGCCUGGUUCGUUGGGACCGCCUUUCAUAGGGCAAAGCCUCAGCCUUUUAAAGGCCUUGAAGACUGACAGGAUUGAAAAAUGGUUUCAAGAAAGAAUAACAAACCAUGGUCCGGUUUGGAAAGCAAGUCUUUUUGGAUACCCGACGGUUGUUUUGCAUGGUCCAACCGCAAAUAAGUUCAUAUACACUUGUGAUGGGAGCCUACUCUCCAACACACAACCACCAUCAGUCAGCAAGAUCUUAGGUUCCAAAAAUAUUAUGGAGUUGUCCGGAAAUGAUCACAAGCGAGUCAGAGUGGCCUUGGUUUCAUUUCUUAAGCCUGAAGUGUUGAAACAAUAUGUUGCCAAAGUAGAUGAAGAAAUCCGACAUCAUCUUCAAACGAAUUGGCAUGGAAAACAUGAGGCCCUACAGGUGCAACCCUUGAUAAAGACCUUAACCUUCAACAUAAUUUGUUCGCUACUUUUUGGGAUUGAAAGAGGACCCAGACGGGAGAAAUUUCUACCUCUUUUCAAGGAUAUGAUGGCAGGUUUGUUAUCAAUUCCAAUCACUUUGCCUUUCACUAGAUACAAGCGUGCGAUUACCGCAAGGAUGAAACUUGUGCCAAUGCUUUUACAUCUUUUACACGAGAAAAGGGACGGGCUUAUGGAAAAAACUCAACAAGGCAAUCCUCAUAAAGAUCUAAUCACUUCGAUGCUUAGCAUUCGUAAUGAUGAUGGCUCAACAAUGAUGUCUGAAGAGGAGAUCAUCGACAGCAUCAUUGCUGUGAUGAUGGCAGGAUAUGACACGACCUCCGUCCUUCUUACCUUCUUGGUUAGGCUUUUGGCUAACGACAAAUCUAUCUACUCUAAUAUAGUACGAGAACAACAAGAAAUAGCCACUAUUAAAGCAUCCAAUGAAGCUUUGAGAUGGGAAGAUCUCACCAAGAUGAGGUACACAUGGAGAGUAGCUACUGAGAUGAUGCGGAUAAACACUCCUGUGCCUUUAAGCUUUCGACGAGCUAAGCAAGAUAUUGAGUAUGGAGGAUUUAUAAUUCCUAAAGGAUGGCAAGUAUUAUUAUCAGCCUCCAUGACACAUAUGGAUCAUAGCCUUUUCCCAAAUCCAACCAUGUUUGACCCUACUCGUUUUGAAAAACACGCACCAUCACCACCACCUUUUAGUUACGUGGCGUUUGGAGGUGGGCCGAGGAUGUGUCCUGGUAUUGAGCUUGCAAGAAUGGAAACUUUAGCCAUGAUACACCGUUUGGUGACAACAUUCACUUGGGAGCUACUUGAGAAAGACGAGUCCUUCAAGAGAGUUCCAAUGCCAGAAUUCGAUCAAGGGUUGUUAGUUCGGGUCAAGCCCCUAAAACAAACCGUGUUGUCAUAUGAAGCAUGAUUAUUGGUAGGAAUUUAUGUAGCCCCUUUUAUUUUACUAUAUGAAACUAGUGAUGGGAGUCACUUAUUUUCUGUUUAUGGACUUUUAUGUGAAGCUAAUGUGACUUCGUGCUAUAUACCUC